GUUUUAACAUUAGAUCCAUCAUGACUCUUGACUCUUUAUGAGUCACGUGUAAAGACCUACAAUAAUUUUCGUAUUGUAUUUACCAAACACUAAAAGUUUCUCGAACCACUAGUAUACUAGUUAACCCAGCUCACUUUACAGAAGUUAGACUAAUUGUAAAUAAUAAUAUCAUAGACCAUAUCAGGAAAGGUUCUGUUCGUUUAUGAAAUUUCCUAUUUGGUUUCGGUCUAUAACUAAAAGAAACUUUGUAAUGUCUUCAUCCACCAUUAAGAAACCAACGGUUCAACAACCACAAUGGCAUAAACCUCAGGAUAAGACUGAAGGAAAGUCAAUUCUUAAGAUCUAUAAUUCCUUAACUCGUACUAAAAAUGAAUUUAUUCCUAUUAAACCUGGUCAUAUAACUUGGUAUUGUUGUGGACCAACGGUUUAUGAUCAUUCUCAUAUGGGUCAUGCUAGAAAUUAUGUUAGUACUGAUAUUAAUAGAAGAAUUUUACAAGAUUAUUUUGGUUAUAAUGUAAAAUUUGUUCAAAAUGUUACGGAUAUUGAUGAUAAAAUCAUUAUUGCUGCUCGUCAACAAUAUUUAUUUGAACAAAAGAUAAUUAAUCAAUAUAAAGAAAUUAAUCCUCAAUUAUUACAAGUUUCUAAAGAAUAUUUACUGACUUAUAUAUCUAAAAAUUUACCACAAUUUACUAGUGAAAAUAUUGAAUCAGAAUUCUUGACUUGGACAAAUUCAAUUCCAAAUGUAUCUGAAAUUUCAAAGGAAAAUCCUAAAUUCCCCAUGUAUUUAAAGGCUGCAAAAGUAGCGUAUGAAGCUAUUUAUAAUAGUUCAUCAUCAUUGUCCAUAGAAGAUUUCUUAGAAAAGAUUCAAGAUGUUGCCAAACCUCAUUUAGAUAAAGAAUUUGGUUCAACAGUAACUGAUCCAUCAAUCUUUAGAAAAUUACCUUAUUUUUGGGAAAAUAAAUUUAAUAUUGAUAUGGGAAGAUUAAAUGUACUUCCACCAUCAGUUACUACUAGAGUUUCAGAAUAUAUACCUGAAAUUAUUGCAUUUGUUGAUAAAAUUAUUCAAAAUGGAUUUGCUUAUCAAACAUCAGAUGGAUCAGUUUAUUUUGAUACUGUUAAAUUUGAAAAUGAUCCAAAUCAUGAUUAUGCUAAAUUACAACCAUGGAAUAAAGGUGAUUUAUCAUUAAUUAAUGAUGGUGAAGGUUCUUUAACUGUAGGAGAUUCAAAGAAGAGUCCAUCAGAUUUUGCAUUAUGGAAGGCUUCAAAACCUGGUGAACCAUCAUGGAGUUCUAAAUGGGGUGAAGGUAGACCAGGAUGGCAUAUUGAAUGUUCAGUUAUGGCUUCAGAUAUUACUGGUGAAGUUAUGGAUAUUCAUAGUGGUGGGAUUGAUUUAUGUUUCCCUCAUCAUGAUAAUGAAUUAGCUCAAUCAGAAGCUUAUUUUGAUAAUAAACAAUGGGUUAAUUAUUUCAUGCAUAAUGGUCAUUUACAUAUUCAAGGUCAAAAAAUGUCAAAAUCUUUAAAGAAUUUUAUUACAAUAGAAGAAGCAUUAAAUGAUUAUACAAGUAGACAAUUAAGAUUAGUAUUUGCUUUAAGUCCUUGGGAUAAACCAUUAGAUUUUAAAGAUUCAUUAAUUAGUGAAGUUAAAUCAGUUGAAUCUACUUUUUCAAAAUUCUUUACCACUGUACGUGCUUUAAAUAAUGAUUAUAAACAUAAAAUAGCUGAAGGAGGAUUUGUAUCUAAAAAAGUUAGUACUGUAGAAAAACAAUUAUAUGAUGAUUUAACUAAAGCUCAAAUUGAAGUUGAUAUAGCCUUUAAUGAUAAUUUAUCCAGUGGUCAAGCAAUAAGAUCAAUUCAAGAAUUAAUUGGUAAAUCAAAUAGUUAUAUUCAACAAGCAGCUGCAGGAUCUCAUGAAUUAAGAAUAGAAGUCAUAUUAGAAGUAACUUCAUGGAUAGUAAAGAUUUUAAAUAUUUUAGGAUUUGAAGUAAGAAGUGAUAAAUUAGGUUGGAAUGAUACUUCUUCAUCAUCUGGUGAAGAUGGUGGAUCUGUUGAAGAUAUUGCUCUUCCAUAUGUUAAAGCUUUAAGUCAAUUCAGAGAUGUUGUUCGUAAUCUUGCUAUUAACAAAUCAGAAUCUAAUACUAUCUUACAAGCUUGUGAUACUAUUAGAUCAGAUUUAAUUAAAUUAAAUGUAUCAUUAGAUGAUAGACCUAAUGGAAUUGCCUUAGUUAAAUUUCUUAAUGCUCAAGAAAAGGAAGAUCUUAUUCAACAACAAGAAGCUAAAAUUAAGGCUGCAGAAGAAAAGGAAAGAAAGAAGAAGGAGCAAGCUGCUGCUAAUGCCAAAAAGGAAGCCGAACGUUUAGAAAAGAUGAAGAUAAAUCCCGCAGAUAUGUUUAAAGAUAAGAGCUUAUAUUCCGAAUGGGAUGAAUCAGGAUUACCUACUAAAGAUAUAAAUGGAGAAGAGAUCAGUAAAAGCAUGACCAAGAAAUUGACCAAACAACAUCAGCAGCAACAGAAGCUCUAUCAAGAGUAUUUGAAGUUAACUGCUCAGUAAUCUAAUUUAUAGAUCGAUCAAAAAUAUACAUACAAGUAAUAAAAAGCAAUUAUUUUAAUAAUGCAUUGUAGUACAUGUGUUACUCUAUAACUCUAAAAUACAGUCUACCGUGACUGGACAUAUGCAGCCGGAAACUUUUGGUGAGCAGAGCAUUCUUCAAUUCUUUAC
Messenger RNA from Scheffersomyces amazonensis, 2716 nucleotides. RefSeq names its product cysteine--tRNA ligase. The transcript has a single exon. Gene Ontology annotation, molecular function: cysteine-tRNA ligase activity; ATP binding. Lineage: Eukaryota; Fungi; Ascomycota; Pichiomycetes; Serinales; Debaryomycetaceae. Gene Ontology annotation, biological process: cysteinyl-tRNA aminoacylation. The record is from RefSeq and is a predicted model, not a curated record. The coding region runs from base 203 to 2548 and encodes 781 amino acids. Gene Ontology annotation, cellular component: cytoplasm.